UGCCCAUCGCCGUUGUGGGAUUAUUAUCACACAUCGACAGGAUCUGAACGAAUGCGGAAACAUAAAGGCUGCUUUUGCCCAAUGAAGUCUUGGCUUUACAUGUUUAGAUAGCAGUUUCUCUUCAAGCCAUCUGUACAGACAUCGCAAUAACGUGUAAGAGGUUUGGGUACCAUAUGAGAACAGUGGAGCUGAUCAUUCAAGCUGUACUGCGGAGUACACCAAGAUCAAGGGACACUUUACAAUGUCAGUACUACCAAGUCAGGAGAUUGCCACCAGAUUCAAGGAGAAAUGGAUGAAGCUUCACCCAGAAGACCAAGACAAUGAGAAUGGUUCAGUGCACCUGGAUGACAGUCUCACCAGCCUCCAAUGGCUCCAGGACUUCACCAUAGUCAGUGUGAGUCUAGAAAGCCUACCGGGCUCCACUUGCCAGCCGUACCACCUGCCUCAGCCCAGCCACCUGCAUCCUCAAGGCUCCGACUCCCCCUCCAGUCCACCUGUUGGGGACACUGCAGCCUCCGGCAUGCCUCGGAGUACAGGCAGCCCCAUCACCUCCAGUGCCUCAGCCAACAGGACUAGUUACUACUCACUUCAACCGACAGUGACCAACAACCACCACCAGAUCACUGUGCCAGCCAAGUCCCUGGAGGAGGUAGACUUCAAGACCAACCACGAGGUGAAGCCUCCCUACUCCUACGCCACACUGAUCUGCAUGGCCAUGCAGGCCGGCAAGAAGAACAAGAUCACACUGUCUGCUAUCUAUAACUGGAUCACAGAGAACUUCUGCUACUACAGACACGCUGAGACCAGCUGGCAGAACUCUAUCCGUCAUAACCUGUCACUCAACAAGUGCUUCAUGAAGGUUCCCAGGCAGAAGAAUGAACCAGGAAAAGGGGGAUUCUGGCAGAUUGACCCUCAGUACGCGGACAUGUUUGUCAAUGGAGUCUUCAAGCGCAAGCAGAUGUCAGCCAUCCAUUUCAACACCCAGAGGCACAGCAAAACCCAAGGAUCAUCCCGUAACCGGAAAACCCAGGAGUACCACCAGCAUUUCUCCCAGGCCCACUACACAGUGUCCCACAGAGGGGCAGGUGCUGGGAACAGACGCAAACUUGGUGGCACAAAGUGGGAGACCGUCCAUAAGUCACCACUGUUGACACCGGAUCUCAUGGAACCAGAGGCACUGAAGGGUGAACUAGACUGGGCCAUGGUGUUUGACGAUGUUCUGAAUGGGAGCAGCAAUAACUUUGAGGAUCUAGACAUUAACUUAGCUCUGAACUCCCUGGGCUGUAAGGUGGAGCUCUCCCAGCAGGAUCAAGGCCGGGCCUGGCACCUGGGGAGGUGGUGUAGCGGAGGGGCUGACCGGGACCACCAACAGGCCUGCAGGUACAUGGGGGGGACCACCAUAGGCUGCUACAGCAUGGAGGAGAUCCAGCAGCACCUCAACCUGACUGGACUGCAGCAGCCGCUCCCUUUGGAGGUCCACCCGCAGCACUUUGAGGAGCCGACCCUGUUCCCUGAUGAGCAGCAGAGGCACCCCUGGGAGGAGCUGAAAGAGGAGGUGCAGGCAGUGCCUAUUACCCUGGACCAUAGUCUCAGCUUCUGUGAGGGCUUCUUCACUGAGAUGCAGCCAUGGGGGACAGCAGAGUCUUAUAUGUGACACCCUCACCCAGCACCAGCCCCAAUACUGAACAAGCAGUCCAGCAGGAGGCCAGAGGACCUAUAGACUACUGUUUUGCUACAUUAGCAUUAUGGAUUUAUUCGGAGAAACGUCUGAGUCACAUUUACUGUGUUUUUUAAUGUGCAUUUUCUAUUUGCUUUGUGAUUGUUUGCAUCUAUGAAACAAACAUGUUGUUUUUAUUGUAGUAUUGAAUGUCUGUUAUAAAACAAAACAAAUCUAUCCUAAUUAGCAACCACUUCAUUUUUCAUUACACUACUUGUCAAACGUUUUAGAACACCUACUCAUUCAAGGGUUUUUCUUUAUUUUUUACGAUUUUCUACAUUUUAGAAUAAUAGUGAAGACAUCAAAACUAUGAAAUAACACAUAUGGAAUCAUGUA
Oncorhynchus gorbuscha (pink salmon) is the source of this 2053-nucleotide messenger RNA. Its product is annotated as forkhead box protein J1-B-like. Gene Ontology annotation, molecular function: sequence-specific DNA binding; DNA-binding transcription factor activity. The record is from RefSeq and is a predicted model, not a curated record. The transcript is spliced from 3 exons. Gene Ontology annotation, biological process: regulation of DNA-templated transcription. The coding region runs from base 242 to 1654 and encodes 470 amino acids. NCBI's taxonomy places the organism in Eukaryota, Metazoa, Chordata, Actinopteri, Salmoniformes, Salmonidae.